This is a messenger RNA of Oryzias latipes (Japanese medaka), 1233 nucleotides long. Lineage: Eukaryota; Metazoa; Chordata; Actinopteri; Beloniformes; Adrianichthyidae. The record is from RefSeq and is a predicted model, not a curated record.
UUUAGAUAACCCUCAAGACGACGAUGACCACCACUAUACUUGUGACUUCGUUUUCUAAUUCAUCAAUACCACCUUUUCUCCAGCAGAGCCCGAAGGUUAACUGCUCUGACCUGUCCUCACAGAAAAAUGGCACUGCAACUUCCAACCAUCUUCCAGAUUUGUUGAUGUCCUGCUUUACUAUGACUUUUGGCACGAUCUCCAACCUCACUGCUUUGGGAAUCUUAGCUAAAUCACGAGCAAGAUUCCGGCGUCAGUCUAAAGCACCAUUUUUUCAUUUAACCGUGGCAUUACUUUUGGCUGACCUUGGAGGUCACCUCAUCUUAGGUGCCUUUGCACUGCAUAUGCACGUAAAUAAGAAGUGGACAACUACUACAAACAACAAUAUAAACUUUUGCCCAUUUUUUGGAGCAAGCAUGGUUUUUUUUGGGUUAUGCUCGUUACUUAUUGGAUGUGCCAUGGCAGUUGAGCGCUGUGUUGCAAUCACUCAACCCUUUUACCACAUAUCCACUAUUACAGUUGCCCAUGCACAGGGAAUGGUGUUGCUUUUGUGCUCUGUUGCUUGUACUCUGGCUCUACUACCUGUAUUUGGUGUGGGGAAUUACUCUAUCCAGUUUCCUGGCACAUGGUGCUUUUUGCAAAUUCAUGAACCACAGACUGCUGCAGACAAAAACCUGGUGAUGACCUUUUCCUGUCUGGGCCUCACUGCGCUCACUCUUUCCCUGCUUUGCAACAUCCUGAGUGGCCUGGUGUUACUCCAAGCGAGAAGGAAGUCCUGCAGCAGCACUAAUACUUCAACACGUUUUGCUCGACGAGGAUCGUCUGCGUCAUCUUCCUCCUUGUUUUGUUCACUGGAUAUGGAGAUGAUUGUACAACUUGCUGUGAUCACUGUGGUGUCCUGUAUCUGCUGGGGCCCAUUCCUUUUUCAGGUCCACAUUACUAUUAUCCUGCACAAAUCAAGUCCCAGACUGUCAGCUAAUAUGAAGGAUGGGUUUACCCUAUUGGCUUUACGCAUGGCUGCCUGGAAUCAGAUACUGGACCCAUGGGUUUACAUCUUACUGAGAAAAACGGUGCUUUCAAGGGUUUGCCGUGGAUUUUACUUUCAAAGAACAACAAUGUCUGCGAACAGCUAUUCUGUAGAAUAUCAAAGAGAGGUGUUUCGUUUGCAUUGACCAAGUUUCCUUAAAGGCCCACUCCAAUCAUCUUUAGAUCUAUUUUUAAAAAAACAUUCUCAGU